Messenger RNA from Passer montanus (Eurasian tree sparrow), 741 nucleotides. RefSeq names its product gastrula zinc finger protein XlCGF49.1-like. The transcript has 2 exons. Gene Ontology annotation, biological process: regulation of transcription by RNA polymerase II. Gene Ontology annotation, molecular function: DNA-binding transcription factor activity; RNA polymerase II cis-regulatory region sequence-specific DNA binding. The annotation marks the transcript as partial. NCBI's taxonomy places the organism in Eukaryota, Metazoa, Chordata, Aves, Passeriformes, Passeridae. The record is from RefSeq and is a predicted model, not a curated record.
AUGCAGGCGGAGCAGGAGCUGAGCAUGGAGAGCAGGGAGGACAAAUCCCCGCGGCAGAACCUGGUGGCAGAGGCCGUUUUGAGCGGCUCCACGGCGCAGGAACCCAACGGGGAGGAAAAGCCCCGGAGAUGCCGCACGAGGAGGGGCUGCAAACGCAGAUGGCGGGGAUCUGAGGGGGAAAGAGCCAGCCUGGGCCGGGAAGGCGGCCGGAGAUGGAGCCAGAGCUCAGAGCUGGUGGUCCAUGAGCAGGUUCCUGAUGGGGAGAAGCCCCACAAGUGCAAGGAGUGUGGGAAGAGCUUCAGGUGCAGCUUCGUGCACCAGAGAAUCCACACUGGCGAGAGGCCCUACGAGUGUGGGGAGUGUGGGAUGAGCUUCAGCGAGAGGUCCACCCUGAUCAAUCAUCAGAGGAUCCACACUGGGGAGAGGCCUUUUGAGUGUUCCGAGUGUGGGAUGAGCUUCAGCCUGAGCUACAACCUGAUCAGGCACCAGAGGAUCCACACUGGGGAGAGGCCCUACGAGUGUUCCAAGUGUGAGAAGGGGUUUCAGACCAGCUCCAGUCUCUUCCAGCACUAUCAGAGUCACACAGAGGAGAGGCCCUUCUGCUGCCCCGACUGCGGGAAGGGAUUCAGGCAGAACUCCCACCUCAUCAGGCACAGGGUAAUCCACACUGGGGAGAGGCCCUACGAGUGUGAUAAAUGCAGGAAAGGGUUUCAGAGCAGCUCCAGUCUCCUCCUGCACUAU